AUGGCCGACAGAGACUUCUCAAGAAACGCCGAGCAGGCGAAGAAUGCUGCGAGAGACGUUGCGAGAGAUGCGCAGGACACCGCGAACAGCGUUGCCCGGGAUGCAAAGGGUGCUGUGAACAACGUUGCCCGGGACGCAAAGGGUGCUGCAAGAGACGCACAGGACACUGCGAGGGACGUCGCCAGCGACGCAAAGGGCACCGCGAAGAAUGUCGCCAGGGACGCACAGGACGUUGCGAAGGACGCAAAAGCCUCAGCGGAUAGAGCAUUGGCAAACGAUGGAGUAUACAACUCCAAGGGCUUCGCCAUGGCAGCAGCUGGUCCUGUUUUCCUCGCCGCGAUCCCGGUGACAAGCUGGAUUACCCAGCCAGGUGGUCUUCUCGAGAAGGUCAUCAACGGUCUUAUUGGUGGUGUCGGACUCUUCGCAUCUGCUGGUGCAUCAAGCUCCGUUGCACAAGGCGGUAAAAUUGCUGCUCUGGCGGCUCUCUACGCAUCCGUGACAUUUGCCAUCUCUGGAGCUACAUCUGUCGCAGGUCAGGCAGCUGGAAACCCACAGCCAUAUGACAACAAGCACCCACGUGCGAAUAUCAACAACCUGACUGGAUUGCCUCUUCGUCUUUACAGUGCUCAUCACCAGCUGAUUGAGCACUUCCCAGGCUGGGCCAUCGCAGCCGCUCUUGCCCAGGCUAUCGCUCCUGGUGAUCAGCACAUCAUCAACUUGCUUGGUCUGCACGUUAUCGCCAAGGUCCUUGUAUUCUUCCCAGCAUACGUCAUGAACGUAGAUGCUCCUCGAUCACUGGGCCACCUCGCUGCUACCAGCUCUAUGUUGAACGUUCUGUUCCAGCUUACGAAGAAGCCAUUGGUUUAA
Ramularia collo-cygni is the source of this 867-nucleotide messenger RNA. RefSeq lists its product as uncharacterized. Bases 1 to 867 code for a protein of 288 amino acids. Gene Ontology annotation, cellular component: membrane. The transcript has 3 exons. NCBI's taxonomy places the organism in Eukaryota, Fungi, Ascomycota, Dothideomycetes, Mycosphaerellales, Mycosphaerellaceae. The record is from RefSeq and is a predicted model, not a curated record.